Messenger RNA from Astyanax mexicanus (Mexican tetra), 1835 nucleotides. RefSeq lists its product as uncharacterized. The coding region runs from base 93 to 683 and encodes 196 amino acids. Lineage: Eukaryota; Metazoa; Chordata; Actinopteri; Characiformes; Acestrorhamphidae. The record is from RefSeq and is a predicted model, not a curated record. The transcript has 5 exons.
UUUACGUGGAGAAUCAGACGGUAACUGGUGACGUGGGCCAGUCUGUGUCAAUUUUCUGCCAUCAUCCUCAUCAUCACAGUUCGAAUAAAGAAAUGAAGUGGUGUAAGCUUGACGGGAAUUGCGUGAAGAACACAGGAACCUUAGAUGGAGCUUCAGUUCAACUCAACAAAACAGAUAAAAUCCUCAAGAUUAACAUGAGUAACCUGAUGAUGAAGCACACUGGAUGGCACUACUGUUCGGUGGGACAUCUACAGAUGCCUGUUCAUGUGUCUGUGACAAACAUCUCAAAUACCUUAAUACUAAGGACCAUGAAACAAGCAACCAACAAUCCAGCACCCAACAAUCCAGCACCCAACAAUACAGCACCCAACAACACAGCACCCAACAACACAGCAGCCUCUGGCAGCCUCUUAAUCCCUAAUGGAAACCUGUUUGUGUUGACUGUAUGUUUGGGAGUGAUGGUUCCAUUCGUCUGUGCUGCAGUGACUCUGAUAAUGCUGCUGAAAAAAAAAUACAAACGGAAAUCAUUUAAAGGGCAUGACCAUGCUGAAAAUAUUUAUGUCAGCAUGCGCCUUAAACCACAGUCAGAAAAGCCAAAACAAUGUGAAGAAAAAAAGGGUGAAGAAGACGAAACCUAUGUAACGAUGUCAGGAGUGCAGAAAUCCCUACAGGUGGGAUCUUGAUUUGGCCUCUGUGCUGCACUUUUCUGCCUGGCCAGAUGGAGGCAGCGUAACAAAUGGAGUACAGGCUGUUCUGACCCUCCUGCACCAGCUGAGUGGACUUCACAUUUGCCUUUGUCUUAUUAGACGACUAAACUAAACAAAUGUUAAAAAAAAUUCAAUGGCUUCUUUUAAUACAUUGUAUGACGUUUUAGUUGUUGAUUUAGUUUGGAUUGCUCUUUUGCAGUGUAUGCUGUAGACUGCUUAUAUUAACAAUGCUUUCCAACUUCAAUUUCAAUAUCUGCAUGUACAGCUCCGGAAACAAAUUAAGAGACCACUUCAAAAUGAUUGUUUUCUUAAGUAUCAUGAUGAUUUGUAACCCUGUCAUGGCCAGCCCUAUCUCCAAACCCAAAUUAAAAUCUCUGGAAUCUGAAACCAGGAGUGGCAUAAGGUCACCCAAAAGCAGUGUGUAAGACUGGUGGAGGAGAACAUGCCAAGACGCAUUAAAGCCAUGAAUAAAAUCAGGGUUAUUGAGCCAAAUACUGAUUUUUGAACUCUUCCUUAAUAGUAUUGUUAUCCUGUUCAUAAAUACUGUUUAGAAAUAUAAUUACAUGAAUUAUAUGAAUUCUGAAAGCUCUGCAUCUUUUUCCUUAUUUUGGCCAUUUCUCAUUUUUUGCUAAUAAAUGCUCUAAAUGACAAUAUUUUAUAUAUAUAUUUUUUGGGAAAUGUUGUCAGUAGUUUAUACAGAACUAAAGUGUGGGCCUAUUCAACAUCACAAAUAAAACCUGAAAAAUGGCAGCAUGCUAUAAGCCAACUAAAACUAAAACUACAAAGAACCUAGAUGACCAUGUUAAAAACAGCAAGCUAUAUUUAAUGUUUAUUGGUUUUGUCUGCAUAAUAAUAGUCAAAUUAGUAGGAAAUCAAGCGUUUCCAAUACUUUAUACUUGUAGCCACUUAACCCAUCACAAAUGUUCCAAUGUGAACAUUUAGUUGACCAAUUAAUUCUAUAUAUAUGUAUCUAUAUAAAAAUACAGCCCAAAAGGAUGCAGAUAGACUCUAAUUCAAAAUCAUGUUUUUAACUUUUUUUUAUCCACGAUGAGUAAAACUUAUACCAGAAGUAAAGGUAUAUAAUAUAAUAAAUACUAUAAGUAUGCCAAAGCAAAGACCCCAACCUAU